AUGGCAAGUCAAGCGAUUGCUGUUGCUCCUGCAGCUGCGCCUGUUCCGCACACACAGCGACGUCGUCGGCAUCGUCGCACUCGACUUUGUGGGCGCAAGACAGAUACGCCUCAUGUUCGAUUGUCCAAGACAUUGGCGUACGCUCUGCGUCAUGGAGCCGAAGAGCUCGAGCUGGACAUGCGACCGUCGGGGUUCGUGCCUCUGGCUCAAGUGCUCGCGCUGCCACUGUUCCAGUCGUUCAACGAGCAACAAGUUCAGCAAGUGGUGCAGACUGACGCAAAGAAGCGCUUUUCCUUGACGACAAGCGAAGCGGAAGUCGGGACGCUCUUCAUCCGUGCGAAUCAGGGGCACACACUGCAACUGGUGCAAGACGAGGAGCUCUUGAGACCGUUGGAUGACCCACGAGACGUUGCAACGUGCGUCCACGGGACGUACCUCAAGUUCUGGGACAGCAUCUGGACGUCGGGACUGUCCAAGAUGCAGAGGAACCACAUCCACUUUGCCGAGACCAACGGCCUCUGCGACGACACAGUAGUUAGUGGCAUGCGCGCGAGCUGCAACUUGUUCGUGUACAUUGACUUUGCCAUGGCCGUGGAGGAAGGGAUCAAGUUUUACAAGUCGAGCAACAACGUCGUGUUGAGUCCUGGUAAGGACGACACGGGAGUGAUUGAUCGACGAUACUUUCUGCGAGCAGUGAAGAGAGACGGCACGGUCGUGUAUGAGAGAGAAGAGAGAGGCGAGGAAAGUGAGUGA
Messenger RNA from Hyaloperonospora brassicae, 753 nucleotides. The record is from the annotation of a GenBank genome assembly. NCBI's taxonomy places the organism in Eukaryota, Oomycota, Peronosporomycetes, Peronosporales, Peronosporaceae.